CAUCGUGGCGGAUUCCUGCCUGUUUUACCUGCAGCCGAGUUUCCCCGGGUCGCGCCUUCCCUCGAACUCACCGAGCCUGAGCCUCUUUUGCUACUGCGUCGUCAUGUGGCCAGUUGAGCCCUACUACUUAAAUUAUGACAACCCCCAACCGAGCAACAGCGUCUUCGACGCACUCCUCUUCGUGGCAGACACGGACUGGAUCAUCUUCCUCGAACCCCAAGCCUCAACCCACUGCUAAAGCCAGUGACCUUGCCGACUUGGAGAUCGAGUUGACUCUCCAGCUGGAACUACGCGCUCAACUCCAAGAAGAGCCAGAGACUGACAAGAGAGAGGCUGAUCUCACCGAGACCAACGACAAGAUCUGCGACAUUGUUAAGGAGAUGGACAGAGUUAGAACCUCUCUCGGUAUCCCGAUGGACGCGGAAUUUUGGGGCUCGCCGGAUGGGUCGCAAUCACCAGCUGGCACUUCCACUGCUCAACAACGAGCACGUCAACAGGGCAAUCAACUUCGUCAACAACAACAGCAACAGCAACAUUACGCUCAACAACAACAACAGCAACAGCAACAGCGAAUGCAACAAUACGCUCAGCAACAACAGCAACAACAGCAACAACUGCAACAACUGCAACAACUGCAACAACUGCAACAACUGCAACAACUGCAACAACUGCAACAACGCCAGCCACAUCAUCCACAGCAGCAGGGGCAACGACGAUCUCAACAAGGCUCACACGAGCAAGGACAACGACCCUUCCAACAACUCCCCCAGCAACAUGAAUCCCUGCUCGACGAUUCCGGAGACUUCCAAAACUCCUUCAGCGGUUUUGUUCCUCGGGAGCGGAAGCGCUCGAUCGGUACCAGCUUAGGCCAUGAUGCUUUGAGGGAUACCGAAAGUAGUUCGAAGCGUACGGCUUCUGGAAGCGGUACUUCCUAUCAUACGACAUUUUCGGAUCCCUUCAAUGUCAGCCCUUUUGCAGGCAACGACAUGGACCCCUUCGACGACGGCUUCGGCUUCGGCGACGGCUUCGACUCCGGCCCAUUGAUAGACCUCACAGGUGAUGAUGACGUGGAGGCCAUGCUUGGGCAAGGAUUUGCGCAAGCCUCUUCAACAUCUUCAGCGACCUUGACUCCAACCUCGCUGUUUGCUCCUUUUCAGAGUAAUCAGGUAUCGUACCACGACCCUCAGACAGGCAUACCGCAUAGCACGAGCUUGCCAGCCCCUCAAGUUCCUGCUCCUGCACCUCAAUUCUUGGACAUAGAUGAUAUCUGGGGUGGCCCUUCCUACAACUCUGCUGUCGCCAGCACAUCGAGUACGUCACGCCCGUCUCGGCUAGCCCGACCUCAGCUCCCAAGCUUUUCCAAUAGUACACCCUCUUCGGAUAACGGGUCUCUGGUCUUUCCUGGCUUACCCGGUGGCCUGGCGACUGUCGAUAGCUCGAGGCCGGGCACCUUGGUCAACGGAGGCUACUAUGCGCCUAACAAUCCGGGCUCUAGCGGAGUACAUAUACCAUCUCUGACCGACGUUAUCAGUCGGACUGCUACAUACGAUUUCACUUCCAUGACUGAUGUAUGGGGGAAUCCAAUAGACGAGAGGCUUAUGACGCUCGGUCUGGAUGAUCCGUUGAAGAAAGAGGACGAGAUCAGUAAGCUGCUAUCCAACAUCCGGCCAGAUGAGGAUAUACCACCGGAGGAACGCGGAGAGACACCACCCGAUAUCAAGUACCCUCUCUAUCCACACCAGCAGUUGGCACUCAAAUGGAUGACUGAUAUGGAAGUGGGCCACAACCGGGGUGGAAUUCUUGCCGAUGAUAUGGGCCUGGGGAAAACGAUUUCAACGUUGGCACUGAUGGCUAGCCGCAGAGCUCCGGAGGGUGAAGUGGCAACCAACCUGAUCGUUGGCCCCGUGGCUUUGAUCAAGCAAUGGGAACUUGAGAUCCAGAACAAGAUGAAGGAGGACCGCCGCAUGAAUGUAUAUCUUUAUCACGGCGGGUCAAAAAAGAAGCCCUGGACGGAACUCAAGAAGUACGACGUUGUGCUAACUACGUACGGUACCCUGACUGCUCAAUUCAAGAAACACCACCAUUAUGUCGAGAAAAGUUUCGAGAGUCCGGACGGGUUGGACGAGGAAGCUGAGAAGCGAUACCGGCUUGAGUGCCCAAUGCUUCAUCAUGGCACCAAGUUUUUCCGCGUCAUUCUAGACGAAGCCCAAUGUGUCAAGAACGCCAAAACAAUGUCGUCUCGAGCUGUCCGCGAGGUUCGGGCGACUUACCGAUGGUGUCUGACUGGAACGCCCAUGAUGAACAGUGUUUCGGAGCUUUCCUCUCUGUUGCGUUUCCUCCAAAUCAAGCCUUUCUGUGACGAAAAGAAAUUCAAACAAGCCUUCGCAUCUUUGGACCACAAGUACAACGGACGCGACAUUGAAAAGAGCCAGGCCAUGAAGCAGUUACAGGCUCUGUUGAAAGCCAUAAUGCUGAGGCGCAUGAAGACUACGGUGAUAGACGGCAAACCUAUUCUGAACCUUCCUCCGAAGGUCCAGCACAUUGAGCACGUCAAAUUCUCCGAAGGCGAGCUUGAAUUCUACAAGAAUCUGCAAGAGAAGUCCCAGGUCAUCUACGGCAGAUAUGUCAGAAACAACACAGUGGGCAAGAAUUACUCAAACAUUCUUGUCCUUCUCUUGCGACUCAGGCAAGCCUGCUGUCACCCGCAUCUCACCGACUUUGAGGCUAACCCCGAGAAUCAUCUGGCCGAAGCUACAAUGGUUGAGCUGGCGAAGACCCUGGAGCCUGCCGUCAUUGACAGAAUCAAACAAAUCAAGGCGUUCGAGUGCCCGAUAUGCUACGAUGCGGUCCCAGACCCUACCAUCCUACUUCCUUGCGGUCAUGAUAUUUGCGCGGACUGCUUUUCCUCGUUGACUGACCAAUCCGCUAUGAACGGAAUCAGAAACGGCCAGGACGGAGCGAAUGUCGCCAAAUGUCCGGUGUGCCGUGGCCCCGCUGACCACACCAAGGUUACCAAUUACACGUCUUUCCAGGUUGCUCAUAUGCCUGAUGCCCUGGAAAAAGCGGACACCGAUGAUGCAGAUUCUCCUGUCGGUGAUGACGGCAGUGGCUGCGGCGAUGAAUCAGACACGUCGGAUGGGUCGCUGGGCAGCCUCAGUGGGGAGAAGAAGCGCAAAGUAAAGAGUGAAGGGAAACGUCCUGCAAAAGUUAAGCCGGAAGAGAAGGAGGACUGGAAGCCGGAUAUUUUUGACCAACUGCGCAAAGAAGCAAACGCCAGUAGAAACCAGGACGCACGAGAUCGCCUACUCCAGUACACUUUGGACCAUUGGCAAGACUCGGCCAAGGUGACUCGAGUGAUUGAACUGGUUGAUCAGUUUCAGCAGUCCAACGAGAAGACCAUCAUCUUUUCUCAAUGGACGUCUCAUCUCGAUCUUAUCGAGUGCUCUCUCAAGUUCAAGCUCAAGAUCAAGUACCAUCGCUAUACAGGCAACAUGCCCAGAACUCAACGCGAUAACGCCAUCCAGGCGUUUGUCGAAGACCCUGACGUCAAGGUGUUACUCGUCUCUCUCAAAGCUGGAAAUGCGGGCCUCAAUUUAACUGUUGCUUCUCGCGUCAUUGUUUGUGAUCCCUUUUGGAAUCCAUUCAUUGAGGACCAGGCCGUCGACAGAGCCUAUCGAAUUGGCCAACAACGGGAGGUUCACAUUUACAAGAUUUUGGUUCAAGAAACUAUUGAGGAUCGCAUCAUCGAGUUGCAGAACGUGAAGCGAAACAUUGUUGAGACGGCGCUUGACGAGACCCAGAGCAAGCAGCUCGGAAGGCUUUCCAUCGACGACCUCAACUACCUUUUCACUGGUCGCCGUGGAGGCCAGCGUGCACAGCAACAGUGAGGAGCACAUCGUCAUCCUCCUCGUCACCAUGGCCCGCGGCGAAUGUCAAGGAGAACGAACAUUGUUUGGACGCGAGGGCGUAUUCCCGGUCCAAGAGAUGCGGGUGUAAUUACAUGGCUUGAAGACCAUUUGAUCACCAAAUUCCGAUUUAUUAUCGGUCUUGUGUAUGAGUUUGCUAUCAGCGCAUCUUCUUAGAUGCAGUAUUAGAGCAUUCAGCGGGGUUCACACAUA
This is a messenger RNA of Neurospora tetraspora, 4118 nucleotides long. RefSeq names its product SNF2 family N-terminal domain-containing protein. Lineage: Eukaryota; Fungi; Ascomycota; Sordariomycetes; Sordariales; Sordariaceae. The record is from RefSeq and is a predicted model, not a curated record. The transcript has 2 exons. Gene Ontology annotation, molecular function: metal ion binding; ATP binding; ATP-dependent chromatin remodeler activity. Gene Ontology annotation, biological process: double-strand break repair via homologous recombination. Gene Ontology annotation, cellular component: nucleus; cytoplasm. Bases 135 to 3887 code for a protein of 1250 amino acids.